This is a messenger RNA of Impatiens glandulifera, 645 nucleotides long. RefSeq lists its product as uncharacterized. NCBI's taxonomy places the organism in Eukaryota, Viridiplantae, Streptophyta, Magnoliopsida, Ericales, Balsaminaceae. Bases 5 to 400 code for a protein of 131 amino acids. The record is from RefSeq and is a predicted model, not a curated record. The transcript is spliced from 2 exons.
CGUCAUGUCCGUGCGACGACCACCGCCACUCGGGAGGUCAGUCGCUCCAGACACCGGUUCUUCGACGUCAAUUCCAGUCGGAAAUUUCAGAUUCGAAAAGGGUGCAGCUGCCAUGUCCAGUGGGAGGGACUCGCACCGACACGAUGCAGCUCAAUGGGAGGGUCAUCCACAACGUUGUACGUUCUUCCUCGAGGUCUUAGCCGAGGAGAAAAGUGAGGGUCGUAUGCCACAAGACUACCUCACAAAUAUGCUUUACCGAAAAUUGGCUGAUCGUUUUUUCGACAAAUUCCAAGUAUGGCACGAUAAAGGCCAGUUCCGUAAUCACUAUAAUUCGAGGAGAGAUCAGUGGAGAUUGGUGAAGGAGCUACAAAUACUCCAAACGGAGGAGGAAGUCUUUUGAGGAGGCAAUUGACAUUUUAUAUUUUUUAAAAUACUCCAAAUUAAUUUUUUGAAGUGAGAAAAUGAGUAGAUUAUUGAGGAAAUUGGGAAAAAAGUGUUUUAAAUUUGUUGAAAAUUUUAUAAAAAAGUAAAGGGUAAAAUAGAAAAGAAGGAGGAGCAAUGUUGGAGAGAGAAAAGUGAUGUGAUUGAUUUUAGUGUUUUUUGAAAAACAUAAAAAAAAAAAAAAACGAAAUGGAAUGAGGCCUA